AGCGUCAGUUCCUCUGAGGCGAGACGGGAAUGCCGGGAAGUGUAGUUUCUGCUCCGCCCUGGCCUCUACCGGCCGUCGUGGGCCCUCCUCCUCCUCCUCUCUUGCCCGGGCCAUGGCGGAUGCGGCCGGCUCGGGCGGGCGCUCCAAAGUGGCGCCCAGCGUGGAUUUCGACCACAGCUGCUCGGACAGCGUCGAAUACCUGACUCUGAACUUCGGGCCCUUCGAGGCCGUGCACCGGUGGCGCCGCCUCCCGCCCUGCGACGAGUUCGUCGGGGCUCGGUGAGGAGGCUGCUGGGCGGCGGUGUGAGGGGAGGGGGGUUGUCGCUGAGAGGGAGCCCUGAGGGGGCGGCGGCGGCUGACGGGUUACCGGAGGGAUAAAUAAGGCCGUUUUCUCUUCUUCGUCCUCUCAGCCGCAGCAAACACACCGUGGUCGCCUAUCGAGACGCCAUCUACGUCUUCGGCGGGGAUAAUGGGUGAGUCCUCCUGCCGGGAAUCGCGGAUACCCCGUUGCAGGCGGCAGUUCAUAAUCCCCAGGUCUUGAUCCCAGGUCGUCUUCGCGUAGGCGAGGCUGAUGCCGCCGUCGCUUUCUCUCUCCCUUCCCUGUGUGCCUUAUAGCAGUGCGAUGGGGAGGAAAGUUUACACAAACUCCCCAGCCUUCCGCAUCACUGUCUCCCUACCAGAAAGGCUCCCCUGUGGAAUUGUUGCUGGUCACACGCUUAUAUUCGCAGGAGCCCCGCUAGGGAGGGGGGGUAGCGAGUGGCAACCCUAAACCCAACUGGAAAGUGUGCAGUGAUUGAUGGGGAAGGUUUUUUUUCCCCGGAGAGAUUUGCCGUGGAAAUCAAAAGCUACGCAUGCAAAUAAAAAUACUUUGGUUUCUGAUGUUUGGUAUCUAAAACAGGAAAUAGGGAAAAACAAAGAGCAGCCCAAAGGAGCUGAAUUUGCUGUUGCUUGCUGUUGUGAUUUGGGGGUGAGGGUAGGGGAAAAUAUAUACAGUAUGUAUAUAUAUAUUUACAUUAUUAUUUCAUUUUAUAAUGUAUAUAAAACAGAGAGAACAGUUAUAACAACAGACAAAAAUUAAAAUACGAAAAACAAAGCUAUAAAAUAGGCAUGUAGCAGUUGCAUGUGAGUUAAAAUAACAAAUAAAGACUUAUCCACUUUAUCAGAUCAUCAAGCAUCCUUCCAGCUUUGCCAGGCUUGUGACAGCAGUUGCCCUGAAAAUGGUUCCUCUGCAUGCGUCAUAUAAGAAUGCCAAAUCAUAUUAUAAGUGUCUAGAGGUUCGGGGGGGCGCGUAACUGGAUUGUUGUUUUUAUUUUGAUUAUAUAUUUUGUGGUUUUAUAUUUUGAUUUUGUUCUGUGAACCGCCCUGAGACCUCCAAGUAUAGGGCGGUAUAUAUAUAUUCAAUAAAUAAAUAAGUCCUUGUCAAAAGCUCAAAUUAUGUGUGAUUUUAGAAACUUUUCACUAAUUACAGCUAACAGAGAUCAACCUCUAGUUUUGCUUUCUGCUGAAUAUAAAGAAGUUCUGACACAAACUCCACUAAGGAAGCAAAAAACCAAAAGCCUAUUUAUUAUCUUUUGGUUUCUUAUGUUUGGUAUCUAAAAUCUUUGUUUUAGAGCAAAUCCAGGCAAUAUGGGAAUAAUAACAAAGUUAUUAUGGGUAGUAUUAGUAUUGUGGGUAGCAUUAACAAUCAACACAAAGUUAUUGGCAGCAUAUAAAACUAACAAUAAAAACUGAGUAUUGCCUUGUCUCCAACAUCAUUCCCCACUCUCAUGGGGACAAUAAUAUUGAACUGUAUAAGCUGCUUCCUCUUAGCCCAUUCCCAGCAUUAUGCCAUCUUUAUCCACAAUCUAGAAUAUAGCUGUCCAAUAGUAUUCAGCAAGAACUGUUGGCAAGGCUGUUGAGUGGUUUAGCCUACCAGGAUUAUAUUCCUCUGAUCCUGCGUUGACUGCCAAUUUGCUACUGAGCCACAUUCAGAGUAUUAGUACUGUGAUGACUUGUCAAGUCCUGUACAACUUGGGAUUUAAGUAUUUGGAGCAUCGCCUUACAUAUUGACUUGCUGAUGUGGUAAGAUCAUUGGUGGGGGACAAUAGAAGUCUACUAUGCAGGAAGCUGGGAAAGGGCCCGCUCUGUGGUGGCAUCUCAACUAUAAAAUGCUCGAGGGUUGGGGAUGAUGCCUGCAAAUUACUAAAAUCAUGAAUUUUCCUUAUCGUAUGAUAAGCUGUCAUUAUUGCCACUGUAAUAAAGAGAAGGCAAAGACUUCAACGAUAGCUAGGAAAAAUCAUUUGCAAACAAAAUAAAACUCUGGUGUCCUUGUGUUGUCAUAUCUCUCCUGUAACUGCUGAAACUCGGUAAGAUAUUAGUAGUGGAUAUGCUGGAAGAAAUUUAUGUUUAAAAGCAUUUUGAUUAUAAAAUUGGAUCUUGAUUAUGGGAUUCAAAGCAAGUGGUAGAAUUAUUGUGGUAGAAAAUUGCAAUCUUGACUUAGUCCAUGUUGAGGGAUGGCAGAUCUGUAUAAUUUUUCAAAGCAAUUUACUAAUAGAGACAAAUGCACAUUAUAUGUGUGUGGCAAAUUAGUUAACAGUAAUUAAACCCAAAUUAUGAUAGGCAUAGCCAGGACGGUUUCAGCAAAUAAUAAAUGUGUAAUAUUUUAGCAAAUCAGUGUAAUAGCUGGUAAAGUUAAUUGUAAUAUAAACAAGUGCUAUAAAUAGCAACAUUCGCAUAUAUUGCAUAGCCAUUGUUUGAGUUAACCAUGGUUCAGCAAACUUCAAGCCAUCUCACAGAUGAGAAAACACACUAUGGCUUGUUUCACCAAAUCUUGGUUUGUGUUUUGUCUGCUCUUGUCUUAUACCCCUGUAGCUUGGCAAAGUCUGGGGCAGAGUAGCCAAACAAACUAAUGUUCAUCAAGAUGGUUGUAUUCAGACAUAAUGAUAGGCCAUAGUUUAAAAAAGCCAAAAUUUGUAACCCACCAACAAACAAUGGUUCAAUAUUUUGGCUUGUUGCCAGAAAACAAAUCCUGGUAAGCCCAUAGGCUGGUUCAAAUAUUCAAACAAACUAUACUUUGGUUAAACAAACCAAGGCUUUGUGUUGUGAGUGAACCAGGCCAGUGUGAAUUACUGUGUUUGCUCUUAUUUGUUUUGGGUACAAAGCAUCUCUUGUACUUUCUGCUGCUUAGAAUGGUUGGGGACUAAAAACUAAAUAACGUGUUAUAUCUGAGGAUAACUGUAUAUAUUAUUUUCCUUAUUCUGAAGGAAAACCAUGUUGAAUGACCUAUUGAGAUUUGACGUGAAGGACUGUUCUUGGUGCAGGUACAGCUAUAUUUCUAGUGAAUAUUUCAUAUAUUAUUUUGGCAUCUAUUUUAAAGCCUAACCAAUUAGACCUUCUAAAUGGAUGACAAAAUUAGAUAUUAUUGGCAUGCUGCAUUUUUUUAAUGGCUAGUGUAUAUUUGAUAACUACUGUGGGUUUGUAAUCAAAUUACGUUGAUGUGUUUUAGAUGGGGAAAGAAGGGCAAUUUUGAAACUUGUAAUAAGGCCUCAACCCUUUGUUUAUAAAAUUAGGAUACAAUCCUAAACUUGGAAGUUUGCUAAAAAUCUAUAUUUACAAUAAUGCUUUCUUAUAGUAAAACAAAAUAUAUCUAGUGGCUGCUGUUUUCUGCAGUUCAAAGACUCUAAAAUGUUCUAAGAAAAUUCUCAAAAUACCACAAAUUACAUGCAUCUGUAAAAGUGUGAAAUGAACAAAUUAUUUAAUCAGAUUAGAGUCAAUAGUGCAAUAGAAAAUGCACUUAAAAUGCACACCAAACUAUGAAUAUUUAAAUAUCCUUACAAAUAAAAUAUUGUAAAAUAUUACAAAAUAUUGUAAAAGAGUACUCUUGCAUUUGUACUGCUUUGUGUUACAUUGCGCAGGGCUUUUACUACAGGGACCCCUCCAGCACCCAGAUAUCACCAUUCAGCAGUAGUCUAUGGAAGCAGUAUGUUUGUAUUUGGUAAGUUAUUAGUAAGCUACAUCAUUAUCUGUGAGCAAGUCUGAAUAAAUAUAUGUUUGAGGUCUUGCUGGAUUUGUGAAAGUGCUGUCCAGCAAAUACUAGUGCAAGAAUUGACAAGUGGAAUCAUAAAAGUGUUUGUGUCAUCAUAUAGUAGAUAAUUGCCAAUUUGCCAGUUUUGUAAAGAGGGCACACAACUUAAUUCAAAUGGGUAGCAUGAAUAUGGAUAUCCAAACAAACAGCUUAAUUCUUGAUAAUUUAUGUACAGUAUUCAGGAUACUAAAAUAUAUGAAUAGUGCUGUAUUGAGCAAUGGAAAUGAUAGAUGAUCAUGGAAGCAUACAGAUGCAGUAGAUCAGAAGUGUGUGUGUGUGUGUGUGUGUGUGUGUGUGUGUGUUUUAAAAAAGCAUCAAAGUUGAAUUUUGGGCUGUCUUCUCUACUGAUAGCUAUAUAGCGGUCUGCACCCCUGUUGGUUUGCCUUGUUCAGCUCCAUAAUUUUAUUAAAUAACAUUUUCAAUCUGAAAUCGUGCCUAAUAUCCCUUUUACUGCAAUCACAUUAUCAUCAUCUAGGUGGCUAUACUGGAGACAUUUAUUCCAAUUCCAAUUUGAAGAAUAAAAAUGAUCUUUUUGAAUACAAGCUUGCAACUGGUCAGUGGACUGAAUGGAAGAUUGAAGGAAGGUAAAAGCCUGUGCAUCAGUGUAAACCUUUUAAAAGGAGAUUGCUAUUAUACUAUAGUGAAUAUGAUUAUAAAGCCUGCAAAGAUACUUGCAAUUUAUUGUCCUUUAAAAAAAAAACAUUAGUGCUAGUCAGCCAAUAAACAACAGCAAUUUUUGCACUGUUUAAAUUCAGUAAACUCCACUCAUGGAGUUUUUAGGACCCCACCCCCAGUGCUAUGCACCACAGCCUAACCCAUUCAGCAGGCUCCCUGACCCUCAAGCAGUAGCAUAGUGUGGGGGCCCCAGGGGGGCAAUGCCCCCAUGCCCACCCAUCAGCUGACAGGUGCCUGGGUGAGCGCAGAGAGUGCUCUUCACACUCUGUGCCCCUGCUCUGAUCUGGCAGUGGUGAGAGCUGUGUUGGUGCGCUCCAUCCCUGCUGGGGGGGGGGCAAGCACACGCUCCUGCACCCAGUGCCGGCAGACAGCACUUUGGCCCUGCCCUUGAGAGCCUUAUGUGGGGACUGCCAUGUUGUGAGUAGGGGGACACGAAUGUUACCUUUUCCCUUCUUCUGGCAUUUCUCUAGAUCCAGUUCGUAAAGUUUAGAUACUACUAACCACUUCUUUAGGCAUCAAGGCACAUAUUGGGUGGUGGCGAGAUAUUCAUUGGAAGUUUACUCAGUGGACUAAUUGAAAAUAAUGGAUCUAACUCAGAUGUGUUCAUUUAUUUCAUUGGGUAUGUUCAGAGAAAAACUUAGUUGAAUACCAUGUAUUGCCUUUAUUAUAAAUGUGUGUUCACGUUGUCAUGUAAAAUGAUCUGUUCUUAUUUCAGAUUACCUGUUGCCCGUUCAGCUCAUGGUGCAACAGUCUAUAGUGACAAAUUGUGGAUCUUUGCAGGAUAUGAUGGGAAUGCACGGUAGGUAGCAUUUUUCUGGUCUCUUUUGGUUCACACACAAUAAUCCAGCUUCAGUGUUGCUAAAUAUGAAACAGGGUUUUUUGUCUUUCUGAGUUGUAACAAAAACUCUUCUCUCUUAGGACAUCUGUGCUAGAGCCUACUGUUUUCUUAAUUAGUAUUUUAAGUUAAGAGUCGGACCAUGAUGAUAUCUAGAAACCUGUAGUUAAUAAGACCUGAUCUGGCAUGUGUGCAGCUUAUUGGGCAACUGAAACUGAUGUGAAGGAAGAUCAAAUAACAUGUUUAAAGUAGUUUUGAAAUAUGUUCACUGUUGGGAAUUGAUAAUUCCCAUCCUUUAGAGCCUCUUGUGCAGACAAGAACAAACUAGAAGUAAUAUACUUUGUGCCAAAUGCCUUGCUAAGCACUUUUAUUUAUUUAAACAUUAGAAACCACAUUUUCAUAACAUACAGAAAGGCAGUGUAACUCAUAAAAUGAGGCGAGAGUAUGAGUUCCACAGGACAAGGCUUGCCACACUGAAGGCUCAUUUCCUAAUAAAAGGCUUGCUGAUGUCAGGAGUGUGGGGAGCAGCACAAAGGAAGUGGCUAAUUCCGAUACUGUCUCUCCAUUUCAUAUUCCCCUCUCCCCACAGCUGCUUUUUGUAGAGGGAAAGGUGAGAGAGGUUUGUAGCAUGCAUGUUUCUGUAAUGUCUAGAUUGGUCUUUAUUCAGUCUCCAAAUUGGAAGGAAUCUUAUUAUAUAUGUGAAAGCAGUAAAAUAUACUCCAGUCGGUUGUGAUCAGCUUUUAAAGAGUAUUUUAAAAUUGAUCUUUCCUCUUGAUGCAGACUCAAUGACAUGUGGACCAUUAGUUUACAAGACAGGGAUUUAACUUGUUGGGAAGAGGUAAGAGGAAUGGAUAUUUUAAAAAGUAACUAUUCAUUUUAAUGCUUGAUAUAGUUUGUGUCACUUACCUGAUCUAGAAAAGCUUAGUCUUGUCAGAACUAAAUUCCUCGAUAACAGUGCAGGUUAACCAUUUCUCCAGAACACCCUGAUGGCUUUGAUAUACAUUUAUAAUGGAGCAUUUGCCACACAUUUUUUAUUGAAUCCAAGGCUCCACAAAUUGUGGACUGGUUUGGGUUAUCACAGAGCCAUAUCAUAGAAUCAUAGAAUUGUAGAGUUGGAAGGACCCCAAGGGUCAUCUAGUCCAACUCCCUGCAACACAGAAAUCUCAGCUAAAGCAUCUAGGAGAGAUGGCCAUCCAUUCUCUUCUUCCAAGUUCUUUGCACUUGCCAGAGAAUUGGGGAAGAGGGAGCUUAGCAGCACAGCAUGAGUAGCCUUUCUCUUCCCCCGCCUUCUUCAUGUGGAGAGGAAGGUGUCUUUUAGUGCUGAGCAAGGGUUCUUGCUAGAGAACCAUGGAUUCAGAAGGCUGUUUGGAUCAUUCCCAGGUUGGAGAAAAUAUGGAAUAGCAUGCUUUUUAAUUUUAAUAAAAGGGGAGAUGCAUUCAGAUGGACCCAAAUAGCUUGAUCCACCAAUAGUUAUUGCUUACAUACUUUCAACAUUUCUUCACAAUAACAAGGGCUAUGAACUUACUAAAGCUGAAUGUUUUCAAAGCUUAAAACUUUUUCAGGAUUCUGAAAUCUACUCCUGCAUAUUUGCAUGACCUAAACUCUUACAUUUUCGUACAACUGAACACCUGUGCUGCUAUCCUUCUCAGCUGAUGUCUUUACUACUUAACUCAGUAGUUUAAGUUAAAUAAUGACUGAAUUUUAUAUGUUUUGGUGUAGUAGUAAACAAUGAAUAGUUGAAUUUGUCAAGAAUAUUCUUGAUCCCUAUGCUUCAUUGUUACAAUAUAAUUUAUCGCCAACAUUCAGUGCAAAAACAGUUAUUGGCAAUAUCUUAUUAUUGAAGUCUCCAAAGUUUCAAACUUAGUUCAUCAUGUGACACUGAUAGUAGAGAACCAAUGUUCAUAACUAGGUGUGUGCAGUUACUUCGAUUCCACCUAUGUAUUUCCUGGUAGAUUGUACCUUAAGUAAACAAGGCUGCAGUCCUAUGCCUGCUUACAUGAGAGUAUACCUCGUUGACCUCAGUGGCUCAUAUUUCUUAGUGGAUAUGUAUAGGAUUGUAUUGCAAGAUAUUAGUAAGGUUUGUGUUUUUAAUACAUUUGGGGCAUGUUAACAAUUGCAUGGUUUGCUAAGAACAUAGUUGUUGUAUAUGUUUUGUAUAUGUAUAUGUUUUGAGUGAGCAGUCCAAACUUGAAAUUGACCUUUGACUUAAUUUCAAGAUGAAAUAUGGGCUAUUUUGUGUUGCUGCUUUUCAGAUUAAGCAAACGGGCGAGAUUCCUCCUUCGUGUUGCAAUUUUCCUGUAGCUGUUUGCAAAGAGAAGAUGUUUGUCUUCUCUGGUCAGAGCGGAGCAAAGAUCACCAAUAAUCUUUUUCAGUUUGAAUUCAAGGAAAAAAUGUGAGUAUCAAAAUACCCAACCCAAACCAAAUUGUGCCUGAAUUAAAAAUAAUACAGGAACAACCAUUUUGUGCAUGUUCAAAGCACAUGUGAUGGUGCAUGUGUGUGUCAUUUUUGGACCCAGACGAGGGUGUAAAAGGCAGAGCGGACUUAUGCGUGCUCUGCCAUCGCACGUGACAACCAGGAAGGAAACCCCCACUCAAAUUGGGGGUUGCCUGUACUGUGAAAUAGAAGCAGUUGAAGUAUUUAAUGUGAUUUUUAUAAUGUGCCCACAAAAUAUUGGGGGGGGGGGGUUCAGUUCAAUAGGAAAAAGUAUGGAAAUACUAAUAAAAAUGUAAAGGGGGCUGUAGCUGCAGCUGAUUGUCAUUUGGACAGGGUGGAGCAGUUUUAAGCCUCUUCUUCCUACCCCAGCACUGUGUCUGCUUUUAUAUUUUUUCUGCUCCCAUCAAAGUUAGUGGGACCAUGAGAGUAUAAACACUUGUUUGGGUACUGAAUUAGGCCCCCAGUUUGGGAGUAGCCAUCCCUGCUUUCGUAGAAUAAUAUUGUGAAAUGACAUCAUGCAUUGUUGAUGCAUUUGACACACCAGGUUGGGGCCAGAAAUCCAGUGUAGCUCUCCUCGCCCAUGAAGAACAAGGAUUGUCGUUGCAGACUGCUCUUCUGCUCACUUGAUAUAUAUUGGGGCACUUAUAAUAUAUGCACCUACUAAAGUCAUUUACUCAGACAAAAGCUUGUACUUCUUUCCCAUAUGUUGCAAAUGUUUACAUUUAUUGCUUACAAACAAAAUUCAUUGUACUAAUGCAUUUAAAAUAAGUUUAAAAGAAAUAGCACAAUCGUAUGUCUGUUCAGAAAUAAUCCCACUGUAUUCAGGAUUGUCAUUAGGAUUGCAGUCUGAGUGAGUAUUGCAUUUUAGACAAGACAACAGAUCCAAAACACGUAAUAUACACAUAAAGAAAAGAGCUAUAGAAUUGAUAUCAUACUACAGCUUGUGGUAUGCUAUGAGAAUGAAAGAUAACAUAGUUGUGUAUAUGGAUUCAUGUAUGUCUUUAGGGACUGAGCCACUAAAACCUUUUGUUUUCUACUUCAGUUGGACAAGAAUUCCGACUGAGCAUUUACUACGGGGCUCUCCUCCUCCCCCACAGCGGAGAUAUGGUCACACAAUGGUUGCCUUUGAUCGCCAUCUCUAUGUGUUUGGUGGUGCUGCGGACAACACAUUGCCUAAUGAACUUCACUGCUAUGAUGUAGAUUCUCAGACAUGGGAAGUUAUCCAGCCAAGCCCAGAUAGCGAGGUAAAAAAAAGGAUCAAGAUUUAAAUCUGGUGUGGGGAACCUUUAGCCCUCCAAAUGUUGCUGAAUAACCCCCCAGAAAGUUGCCAUCAGAGAAAUGUGGUCUUUGGGUUGAAAAAUCUCUGUUUUAUAUAUUUGACAGAUACAAUGUCUGUUCAUAUUGUGUGUCUUUCCCCCGACCUCCCCUUCUAGCUGCCAACUGGAAGACUUUUUCAUGCUGCAGCAGUCAUCUGUGAUGCAAUGUAUAUCUUUGGUGGAACAGUGGAUAACAACAUUAGGAGUGGAGAAAUGUACAGAUUUCAGGUAACACGUUAAAACCACGUUCAAAGUUCAACCAUUUCAUCAACAUUUCAAACAAUGUUUUUUAAAUAACUCAUCUUGAAGCAUGGCCCUGUGACCAGGAAGAGAGUGCCACAUCUAUGUCAACAUUCAUAUCCAUAACAAUAGCAUUAGGCAGCUCUCCAAAAUAGUUGCCAGUAUGAGUUUGCACCCAUAUGAAUAGAAAACAAAGAUACUUAAAUGUAACAGGAGCUUCAUAUUAUUUUUUGCUGCACCUGGCUGAUAUAUGCAAACUUCCCUGCCAGAGCAUAUAUCCUUCUACCUGAGCACAUGGCAUCUCAUCAUAGAAUCACAAGUACGUCAUGGAAAUGUGUUAUCCUCUGCCUGCUUAGCAAAAACCUGAUUUGCAAAUAUAAGAAGUGAUGUGGGUGGCUGCUUGAACACAUCUAUUCUGAGAUGGCUCAGUGCAUCAAGCUGUUCAUGUGAAAUACUUUUAUUCUAGCUAUUCAUAUAUUCCUGAUUUAUUUAUUUUUUUGUAUAUUUGUGUUGAUGUAUGUUGAAAUUCACUAAUACUACACACAUUUAAGAUAGCUUUCCAUGCAGAGUUGCCCCCACUUGGUUAUAUUUCAAGUGGCCACCUAUACCGCUGUUGGCACCUGUGAAUUAGGCCUGGAUGCUUCUUUCGCACUGCUCCUGUUCAAAUGUUGUAAGUCAUUCUACAGCUGGCUGAUAUAUACUGCAACAAUACAUUGGUUCCAAUGGCAACUUUAAUAAUUACACUUUCGUAAUACGGCAACGCAACGACAGAACUUUUCCAUUUCAGACUUUUAACAGAACUUCAACUCUCAUAUUUUCAGUUUUCUUGUUAUCCCAAAUGCACUUUACAUGAUGACUAUGGAAGACUGUGGGAAAACAGGCAAUUCAGUGACCUUGAAUUUGUUCUUGGAGAGGUGAGUGUGUUCUAAUGGAAACGUUGAGCAGAAGUUCUUUCCUUCCUGGCUAAAGAGAUACAGUUGUGAUACAAUACUACAUCAGAUACUUUUAAUUAUAUACAGUACUUUGAUGGAGAGGGAGAGAAACAGAUGUUGCAAAUUGGCUUUUUAUGUGCUUUUUCACUGAAGAGUUUUCUCUAUGUAUAGGUUAUAAGGGUAUGAUAGGUUAUAUAUAGGUUAUAAGGUAUGAUAGUGCCAUAUUCCACUGUUAUUUAGGAAAUAGGGAAACGGAGUAGCACAUUGAGUGAGGUCCAGUCAGAGUAGACCCAUUGAACUUAAGUUCAUUGAUUUUUGUGGAUAUACUUGCAGUAUGCUUAACUGGAUAUUGCCUAUUAUCUCUGCUUGUCACUUUUUGUACCCCUGGUUUCAGGAUUUUAAAGUUGCCAGCAAGAAUAUGUUAACGUUUGCAUGAUAUCAACAUGGAUGGUGUAAUAUUGAUGUUGGAAAAUAUUGAAAUAAUGUUAGGUUUAUACUAGCUAUUGCACAUCUGUAGCAAUCUCCUCAUUUUGUACAGGUACCUCCCCAUUUCGCACAGUUGGCAUGUACGUGACCGCUGAUGCACAUGCCAUUUUUGGCACUGCAAAGGGUCAGCACGUGGCGGGCUUAUGGGCCUUGGAACAUAACUCCCAUGUAAAUGGGGAAUUGCAUGUAUUUAAAAUGAAAAUAAGGGUGUUUUUUGCUGUGUCAUCAGUUGUUACUGCAGCAAGUUAAAAGAUUUUAAAAUUCAGCUAUCUGUCAAAUCUUAUAACUGUCAAAGAAUGCAGUUCUUUUUCUCUCAACUGUUUGACAGAAGGAAGAAAGAGUGCGAGGACAUACAGCCAUUGUCACAGCCCGCUGUAAGUGGCUCAGGAAGAAAAUUACACAGGCAAGAGAGAGAUUGAAGCAGGUAUGAUUUGCUGAGAAGGUUUCCUUGUGGGACGAUUAGCUAUUAUAGCCGUCAUUGUCGUGGCAUGCAUUCUGAAAAACAUUUUGAAGAAUUGAUUCUGUGGUUAAUCUCAUGACUUCCAGAUUUGCAGUUUCAUUGACAUGGCACAGCACUAUCUAUCAAAAAGGGUGACACAUUAUUUCUAAGUACCUACAUGAGUUUGUCUUGAUAAAUUGAAAGACAGAGGCUGUCAUUGGAUUCCGUUAACCUGGAUGAGCACAUAUGUCAGAAUUGUUUGUUUUGUUUAAGAAACAGGGUGUUUUAGGUCAGGGAUAGCUCACGUGAUUACCUGAAUGCUGUUGGACUAUAACUGUCAUUAUCCCUGCACAUUGGCCAUUCUGGCUGGGGCUGAUAGGAGUUCUAGCCUAACAACAUCUGGAGAGCACAACAUUGGUGACCCCAUUCUAGGUUUUUAGUGCCGAAGUUACGUUAAAAACAAAAGUUGGUUUGCCUGAUAUUAUCUGUACAUGGUUAAAUGCAUGAAUGCUUUUGGGGUGCUGUUAUGCUGUAAGAUUGCCCAGAUGGUUCAGUCUUUCCUUGUUCCCAUUGUGAUGUUAGAAAUCUAAGCAAGAUGUUGAUGAAGAAGGAGAAGGGACACCCCAGAUGGAGACAGCAGGCAACAAUGUCAAGCUGUGCCGCCUGCAGCCGCUGCUGGAGGUGACCAUCCGGGAAGCUGAAGCCCAGCCUUUUGAGGUGCUCAUGCAGUUCCUGUACACCGACAAAAUCAAAUACCCACGCAGAGGUAGGGUAGCAGAAUGGCUUCCUAGGAGAAGAAGUGUACAUUUUCUGUCUCAGCCUCUUUCAGAGUUUCUUCACAUAAUAACUAUGUAGUUUCAAUCCAUAAACACAUUGUUAUUUAUCUGUGCUUCAACGGCAUUUUCAUACUAUGCUAGUAGAGCCCAAUUAAGUUGUUCUUAAUAUUGGAACAGGGAACCUUUCCCUGCCUGCUGUCACACUGUCUUCAGUACAUUAAAUUAAAUUAUUUUUUAAUAUAUAUUUUUGUGUUGUACAGGGCAUGUGCAAGAUGUAUUGCUAAUCAUGGAUGUGUACAAAUUGGCCCUUAACUUCAAACUCUCACGAUUGGAACAGCUGUGUGUCCAGUAUAUUGAGGCCUCAGUCGAUCUGCAAAAUGUGCUUGUUGUGUGCGAAAAUGCGAACAAACUUCAGUUAGAUCAGCUAAAGGUAGGUGUGUGCAAGACUAUGAAUAACAUUUCAUUUAAAAACCCUAGUCCAAAUAGAACCAGCCUGAUUGGUUAAAUCCCAUUCUAGAAUAUUCUGAGGGAGAAAAGACUUGCUGGUAGAUUCUUCAAAGAUAACUUGCAGGAGAAAUAUGACAGACUUGUGUUUUUCUUGAAGUGGUGGUGGUUCUUCAGAUGACAAGCAACUAUUUGUUUCCUUUAGGAACACUGCCUGAAUUUUGUAGUAAAAGAAUCCCACUUUAAUCAAGUAAUAAUGAUGAAAGAAUUUGAACACCUUUCCUCAGCUUUGAUCGUGGAGAUAGUACGAAGAAAACAGCAACCUCCACUUCGAACACAUUCCGAUCAGCCUCUUGAUAUUGGUAACGCACCUUCCUUCCUGAAUGAAAUAUAGUUUGUGGUUCUUGAGGAAUGUAAAUAAUGACCCAGAUCCUGAACAUGACUGUCUCCAGUUGUUGCUGUCAUUUAGUUCUGCUUGCACAACUACUUUAACUCUUUCAAGAGUUGAUAGAGGGAUGUAGAACUAAAUUCAGUAAAAAAGUUAUUUUGAAAUAAAAUGUAUCUUAAGAGGAUAGUGUAGUGGCACUUUGUAGUUUUUAGUGGGGAGAGAAUGGAAAUCUGAUUGUUGGCUAGCUCUUAUUGAUGGUCUGACAAGAGGUUACCAUCCACUAAAGGGUCAUGAAGACCAGAGACCCUGUUGCUGGUCUUAGUAGCUGGGUUGAGUAAUGGUGUAACUUUUACUCAGAUUGAGAGCUGGAGUACCUAUCAGUAUCUGGUUCUGCAUACAUACAGUGGUGCCUCGCAAGACGAAAUUAAUUCGUUCCGCGAGUUUUUUCGUCUAGCGAAUUUUUCGUCUUGCGAAGCACGAAAUCCCAUAGGAAUGCAUUGAAAUCCAAUUAAUGCGUUCCUAUGGUCAAAACAAGUCCAAACAAAGCCAAAUUUGGUACAACAAGAGUUUAUUAAGUGCUCUUUAAAGUCACACAUACUGUAAAGAGCAUUUCAAAAAUUGAAGGAACAAUAAAUUAAGUUUCUAAACAUGACAGGAAAAACAUUUAAAAAUCAAAAAAGGGUACAUUACAUUUUCUAAGACUCUGGGGGACCACUCGAAGAAGGUUCCUCUUCCACUCUUUGCUUCUUGCUUAAGAACCUGUCCAUGGUCUGCUGCUUCAUCCGCCUUUUCAGCACCUCCCUGAAAGACGACAUGACCCUUGUAUCAAAACUGUUCGCAAGGUCACGUGUCACGUGCUUGUUAGGGUGGUUCCGCUCUGCAAAAGCCUGCACAUCCUUCCACUUCAGGCAAAUGUCCCUCAGUUCUUUGGAGGACAGCCGUUCCUCAGUUGCUUCCUCCUCUUCCAGCGAGGCCUGCUCCUGCGCAGCCUCUGCCUGCAGUUCGACCAGCUCCUGGGUGGUCAGCUCGUGGUCGUGCUCCUCCACCAGCUCGCUGACGUCCUCCUCUGUGACCUCCAGGGCCGGGGUCCUCCCGCAGGCAACAAUGUCCUGCACCACUGUUGACUCUGGUGCAUCAGAGUCACUUGGUGCCACACAGUCCGGCCACAGGCUGCGCCAAGCGCAAUUCAAAUUUCUCUGGCUGAUCCCUUUCCAGGCCGUGGUGAUCAUCUUCAAGCAGGUGACGAUGUCGAAGUGGUCCUUCCAGAAUUCCCGCAGGGUGAUGGUGGUGCAAUCAGUCACCUCGAAGCAUCGCCUGAAAAGCUCCUUGGUGGAGAGUUUUUGAAAUUGGCGAUGACCUGCUGAUCCAUCGGCUGGAGCAGUGGCGUGGUGUUAGGCGGCAGGAACAUGAUGUUGAUGAAGCUGAACUCCUCCAACAAGUCCUCCUCAAGGCCUUUAGGAUGAGCAGGAGCAUUGUCCAUCAGAAGCAAAGCCUUCAGCGGCAGGUCGUUGUCCAGCAGGUACUGUUUGACAGCAGGGCCAAAAGCAAGAUUGACCCAGUCCACAAACAGCACACGUGUGACCCAAGCCUUGCUGUUGGAUCGCCACAUGACACUCAGCUGCUCCUUGUCGACCUUGUGUUUCUUGAAGGCCCGUGGGUUCUCCGAGUGGUACACCAGCAGGGGCUUGAUCUUCAGGUCGCCGCUUGCGUUGGCACAGAAGAGCAGGGUCAGACGGUCCUUCAUGGGCUUGUGGCCAGGCAACUUGGCCUCCUCCUGAGUGAUGAAAGUCCUUUUGGGCAUCCUCUUCCAAAACAGCCCGGUCUCGUCGCAGUUGAAGACCUGCUGUGGAACGUAGCCCUCCGUCUUCACAACCUCCAGGAACUCCAAGGCAAAGUCUUCAGCCGCAGGAACAUCAGAACUGGCAGCCUCUCCAUGCCUGACCACGCUGUGGAUUCCGGAUCUCGUCUUGAACCGGUCAAACCAGCCUCUGCUUGCCUUGAAGACUUCUGGCUCGCCUGAGGUUCCUGGCUGUUCCCGGAUGAGGUCUGCGUGCAAGGCCUUGGCCUUCUCACAAAUCACGGCCUCAGUCACUGUGUCCCCUGCACGCUGCUUCUCUUCUAUCCAGAUGAGGAGCAACUUCUCGACCUCCUCCAGAACAGCUGGGUGGUUCUUCACGAUCCUGGUGACUCCCUUGGCUGCAUCAGUCGCAAGGAUCUUCUCCCUCAUCUUCAGGAUGGUGCCGAUGGUCGAUGGGUUCCUGCCGUACUCCCUGGCGAGGUCCGUCACACGCAUUCCACCGUCGUGCUUCCGGAUGAUCUCCUUCUUCAUUUCCAGCGUCACCUUCUCCUUCUUCCUCUCGCCGGCCUCUGCAGCAGCAGUCUUCUUGGGUCCCAUGGCAGCACAGCUCCUAGCUUCGUAAACUCAGAAAAGAAAAAAAAUCAGUGAUUCAGACCCAAAAAAUUCAAAAGCACCCAGCCACCCACCACACAGGAAUUCAAACCCUGAACCAAGUCCUUGAAUUCCAAGCACCCAACCCAAAAUCCAAAACCCCCCAAAAAAGUUUUAAAAGUUUAACUUAACUUACGAAAUGGCUGCAAAUCACCAAAGUCUUCAAAAUCCUCAAAUGGCUGCAAAGAAGUUUUGGAAAAGCUGUAAAUACACCAAAGUCUUCAAAAAUCUCAACUGUUCCCCCAGCCACCCACCCACCACACAGAAAUUGCAAACCCCUCCCCAACUGCUCCCCCAGCCACCCACCACACAGAAAUUCAAACUCAGAAUUUUUUUUUGAAAAAAAACAACAUGGCCCAAUGGUCACAGAAAAUCAUAAAAAUUCCAAAAAAAACCACACAAGCUCCCAGAUUCUUGCAAACCCCUCCUGAACUGUCCCCCAGCCACCCACCACACAGAAAUUCAAACCCAGAAUUUUUUUUUUUAAAAAAAGAAAGUGCCCCAAUGAUCACAGAAAAUCAUAAAAAUGCAGAAAAAACCACACAAGCUCCCAGAUUCUUGCAAACCUCUCCCCAACACCAAGUCCUUGAAUUCCAAACACCCCAACCCAAAAUCCAAAACCCCCCCAAAAAAGUUUUAAAAGUUUAACUUACCAAAGAGCUGCAAAAGAAGUUUUGGAAAAGCUUCAAAAAUCGCCAAAGUCCUCAAAAACCUCAGAAAAGGCUACCACACCGCGUGCAAUGUGUUGCUCCUCGAAGUCAAGUCGCAACUGCACCUCUUCCAGCAAUGCACCCUGGGUAUUAACGGUUUUACGAAAAAGGAAACAAACUUGCAAGACGAUUUCGUCUUGCGAAGCAAGCCCAUAGGGAAAUUCGUCUUGCGAAGCGCAUCGAAAAACGGAAAACCCUUUCAUCUAGCGAGUUUUCCGUCUUGCGAGGCAUUCGUCUUGCGGGGCACCACUGUAGUUAGUCCCAUAGCAUUUUAUUGCAUAAUGCUGGUAGAGGGCUGUCCUUAAAAUAAAACUCAAUGGCUUGCUGAAGAGAAUCAUUUGACCAAACUAUAGGAUAGGAAAGAGUGAAACUCUUAGAUACCACUUUUCUGUUUGCAAAUUCUAUUUUUAAGCCGUGCAAAUCCCCCUCAUUACUGAUGGUGAUCAAUUUGGUUGAUUUGAGGUGAUUAUCUCUCAACACCCCUAGCAGUUAUGCUAAGGAGGAUCACAGUGUACUCUCCUAUUUAACAUCUACAUGAAGCUGUUGUGAGUGGUCAUUAGGGGAUCUGGAGUGAGGUGUCAUGAGUGUGCUAAUGGUUCCAGUUCUUUUUCUCUUGCAAAAUGUGGUGGCUUCCUGCCAUCAUAUUACACCACUUCUGAAAGAAUUUCGCUGGUGGCCAGUUAGUUUCCCGGCUAAGUUCAAGAUGUUGGUACAAAGCCCUAAACAGCUUGGGACCAGAUACAUAAAAGACUCCUUACAUACCCAAUCAAUUGGGGGCAUCCUGCAAAUACAGUGGUACCUCGGGUUAAGUACUUAAUUCGUUCUGGAGAUCCGUACUUAACCUGAAACUGUUCUUAACCUGAAGCACCACUUUAGCAAAUGGGGCCUCCUGCUGCUGCCACGCCGCAGAAGCACAAUUUCUGUUCUCAUCCUGAAGCAAAGUUCUUAACCUGAAGCACUAUUUCUGGGUUAGCGGAGUCUGUAACCUGAAGCGUAUGUAACCUGAAGUGUAUGUAACCCGAAGUACCACUGUACAAUCUCAUCAGGAGGUCUGUUCUAAACAGCGUUGAAAUCCAGCCUUUAGUCUGGUGGCACCUACCCUUUGGAACUCCCUCCCCCGCCCGCUUCAUAUCAAAGAGGCACUGUUUGUUGUUUUUUUCAGUUCCUGUUGAAAACUUUCCUCUUUCACAAAACCUUCUAAGUGGAGAUUUUUAUCCCAGACAGUGUCUGUAUUGGCUUUGAAACUGUUUUAUAUAUAUAAUUACUGUUUAUAUACGUGCAGUUGUUUUUAUAUGUGGUUUUUAUUGUAUUGUGAAGCCACUUUGAGAUACUUCAUAGGUAGUUAAAUGAAAUAAGUACUAAUAAUUUUGGACUAAAUUUUCCUUUAAUAAUGUGAUAUUUUGCUUGCUUCCUCCCUCAAAGGAAAGCAGUAUACAACUGUGACUCAUUAUUAUUAUUACUUAUUUUAUUUUAUUUUAUUUAUUUUAUAUACUGCCCUAUACCCAGAGGUCUCAGGAUGGUUCACAGAAAAUAUCAAAGAUUCAUAUUCAUUUGAACUAUACAUUGAUCCGUACUUGUGUGUUACAUUUAUUCUCUGUAUGUUCAUGUUCAGGAACCUCAUUGAUUCAGGAUAUGAAGGCCUAUCUGGAAGGUGCUGGACUAGAAUUCUGUGAUAUAACUCUACUCUUAGAUGGUCACCCAAGGCCAGCUCAUAAAGCUAUUCUUGCAGCCCGCUCCAGGUAUGUUCACUUAGAUGUUUUAUUAUGUUUUUGUAUAUGCUGGAAGCUGCCCAGAGUGGCUGGGGUAACCCAGUCAGAUGGGCGGGGUGCAAAUAUUAACAUUAUUAUUAAUUAUUAUUACUAGAUCAGUCAUUCAGUGGUACAGAGUUAUACUUUCAGCUGUUGGGGCUUUACUUCCUCCUUUCAUUUCUCUUAGGUUUCUGUUUCCUUUCUGUUCUCCUUGUUUCUUUUAUGGCAUAUAGAAGUGAGUUCCUGAAUGGAGUUCCGCUGCUGUUGGAAUGGGGAUCUCUCUUGAUGUGUUAUGGAUAUUGAAUACACAGUGCAAAACAGAUUUGAUGUCCAGGAACAUCAGAGAUCCAUGUUAAAAUAAUUGUGUCCUCUGCCCCGGUUUGGAUGUUGUCUUAUAUGCAGAGAUUGGGGGGCUGGGGGGAGUAUAAAAAGCUGAAAUCUGCUCCUGUUCUCACAAUCAGGAGUAAUGUCAAACAGUCCCUAAGAAAGAUAGUAUCUUACCAUAGCCUUUAAGAUGCCACAGUGCUAUUGCUUUUGCUGCAACAUACUAACCAGGCUACCUCUCUGGAAAGCAUAGAUAACUUUGAUCGUAAAAUUGACUGGAUACCUGUGCCACUGCCACACUUAAACUACCAACUUUUAAUGGAAUGUUUUGCUAAGAGAGGUUGCAGAAAUUAUUGGGGAAUGAGAAAUACAAAAGUAUUUUUCCCCCCUCUGGGAUAGGCAACUUAGUGUGUUGCAGGGGAAACAACACUGUCUUGUUGCACCUUAAAAGAUUAGCAUAUUUAUUACAGUGGAACCUCAGGUUACGUACCAUCCUCCUUAUGAGCGCUCCAGGUAAUGAGCUCCACUAACCCGGAAGUAGGUGCUCCCGGUAGCGAGCUUUUCCCCGGGAUGCAAUCAGAAGUCGUGCGGCAACGGGAAGCCCCAUUAGCGAAAGCACAGCUCAGGUUAAGAAUGGUUUUGAGUUAAGAAUGGACCUCUGGAACAAGUUAAGUUCGUAACUGGAGGUACCACUGUAUAGUGAAAGCUUUUUUGGACCUGAGUCCACUUCAACGGGUGUUUGAUGUAAAUUGGUCAGCUUAUGCACACAUGUGGGGAAGAGUGAAGUUAGAGGGGAACCAAAUGCAAAAAGAAUAUUAAGAAUUAUGUAAAAGCAAAAUGGAUAAAGUGGCAAUUGACAAGACAGUGUUGGUUAUAACACAAACAUCCUGGCACUGGUAAGAUAAUCAACACAUUGUGAUAAAAAUCCAUAAGGUUGUAUCUAAAGCAACGCUAAAUAACUUAUUGCAUGAGUCGAACAACAGAUUUGUAGACGGCACAGGGGAAGGAUGAGGGCAUUGUUCAAGCCACAUUGUUCAAGUGGAAGUCAUUCUGCUUAUGCAGUCAUUUAGUUUGAAACCACCCACUUUCUGAAGUCAAGCUACAAGGGACAGCAUUGAAUUUUUUGAAGAAUUGUAAUACGGCAUAAGCUUUCAUAGAGCAGAGACUACUUUAUAGAUGCAUGUAGUAUAAUCCUAAAGCAAAUUUGCUGAAGGAAAGUAUAGGGAAAUAGAUUAUUAAGAAAUAAAUUUAGAAAUGCUAGUUAGUUGGUACGCAUUAAUCAUUGUUUGUUCAAGACAUGAUAUGGGAUGUGUUUCUGAAAAAGCUUGUUAAAAUUCUGCAUUUUGAUAAGCCUAGACUUAAGCAAUUUAAUAUAUAAAAGAGGUAUUUAGAAAUGCCUUAGGCCUCCCACCAUCCACUUUUUUUCUUGCUGGCUAAAAAUUAGUGAAACAAUCUUAUGAAAAGCAGACAGUAGCAGAAAAAUGCCUUAAUUAUUUUGGCUGACCCUGUUUCUUCUUGCAUCACCACAUUUGCAUUUUUUCCAGUUACUUUGAAGCUAUGUUUCGUUCUUUUAUGCCAGAAGAUGGGCAAGUUAAUAUUUCAAUAGGUGAGAUGGUUCCAAGCAAACAAGCAUUUGAGUCUAUGCUAAGAUAUAUUUAUUAUGGUGAAGUGAACAUGCCUCCUGAAGAUUCUCUGUAUCCUUUAUCUGACUAUAUAGGCUGGAUCUAUUUCCUUGAUACUUUUAUUAAAAUGUACUUAAUAUUUUAGUGUUUCCAGUUCACACAUUUUUCUCAGCUAUAAAUAUGCAAAAACCAUACUGAGGUGAACAGUAAUUAUUUGUCAAUGAAUAUGUUGUACAUCUAGGCUAAGUCUUUGAAUGAAUCUUAAAGGGUAUAAUAGGAUUUUGGGGAAAGGGCUAGCUUUGCAUAGUCAAACGGAACAGUAAAUAGAGUAUGUUUUUUGUGAGCAUUAACCUAAAAGCUCAGAUGAGUUCAUUUUUCUUUUGUCUCUCAGCAUAUUCCAAACACAGUUAAGACUGGAGAAUCACUGAAUAUUUGCUGUGGUUCUCCCAUCUGGUGUAAAAAUAUAGGGUAGUUUUCCCAGGGCACCUUUCCCAUACUUUGUAUAGAUUAUGAUAUUCCUUAGUGCUGUUCCUGGCCAAAAUCCUUGGACAGACAAACAGAUAGUUUCAGUUUAGGAAGCCAGUUAGUUGGCAGUUUACUAUAAGAAUUGAUCCUCUUCAAGGACACUAGUUCUGGUUUUUUGUUCCAUUUUUUGCUUAUUCUGUCUCUUCAGAAUGUUUGAGUUCACAGAAAACCUGGAAACAGCAGCUGCAUAUAUAGCAUGGUUGAUGUGGCAGUGCUAUGCAUGGCCCAGAGCCAAAGACAACUUUCAAGGAGGCAGCCAGCAGCAAUUAUAACAAUAACACAUUAGAGAGAAUGCAGCAGACAGAGGUCAAAUCUCUGUUCAUCCUUAUUGCCAUUCCAUUUAGGUUUAUGGUACCUCUGUUCCUUGCAACUUGAAACAUGAAUUCUCUUUAACUGGCUUUUUUAGCUACCUCUUUGCUGCCCCUUAUUAUUAUGGAUUCUACAAUAACCGACUCCAGGCAUAUUGUAAGCAGAACCUAGAAAUGAAUGUUACUGUGGAAAACGUGCUCCAGGUACUUAUUACCACCUAAUCAGGAACUAACUGUAAUUACAAUUACAAUUAAUAACUGUGAUUACAAUUAGCUCCUAACGUAUUUUUUUCUAUGGAAACUUGUCAAAUAAAAGACCCAUAAAUUUUUGUCUUGGAGGUUUGUAAGAUGAAUUCACAUUCCCAGAUGAACAUUACGGCCACUGCCUAAAGAGGGUUAAAUGCACUCCUUCCCGUAGAAAACGGUGCGUAGAUUGGGAUUGCAUCCUACUGGCCCCAUGGUGUAAAGACACCCUACAAAGUGGCUAAAUCCUUAAUAUAUUUCUACAACAGACUUGAACUGAUUCAGUAUCAUAGGAAUUGCCCCAAUUACUAUUUUAUUUUCUAAAGUUUUGUUUUUUUAAAAAAGUUUGUUUGUUUGUUAAGUUUUAUGGAAUGGCCCCAAUUACUUUAUGACUGCCAUAAGUUUAAAAAUGGAGGGUGCAUAAUCAGUAUCUAGUUCUAUGCUGUUUUCUGCCUCAAAUACAAGAAAACACGAAAAUCCUGGGAGCGAUCCUAUACACAAGAAGCUGGCAUAAAGCAAGCCUGGUGUAAAUUAAGCCGGUGCAAAUACACUAGGAUUCAAACUCAUUUCAGGAGUCGGGCUACAGCUGGCUGAGGCAGCCUAAGCCUAGCAGAGGGAGAACAAGCUUUUAAAAUAGUGUGUUACAGCACCCUUUUGAUGGCCUAAUUUACACUCAGUUGCCAGUUUCCUUGACUGAGCUGUAUGCAACUCCCCUUUCUCAGGGCUUACAUUGGCUUAAGAGUCACUGGGCUUGGCUCAGCCAGCUGGGUCCUGAUUCAGCCAAGUUCGGGGAGUUCUGUUGGUGUCUCAGUACCUGAGCUGAGGAUGAGGAAGCCAGUGUAGCCUGUCUGUACUGGGAACCUCUCAGCACAGCUGGAGAUCUUUUGGACCCUAAUCCUACUCACCCCAGUGGAUCUUACAAUAGGAUUGCACCAUUAAUCUAUAAAGACUGCUCUUAAACAAUUAAACAUUUAAAGUGGUUUGGUUUGUUGUUGUUUUUAACAUAGUAAAAAUGUAGAAACUCUGUUUCAGAUUUUAGAGGCAGCUGACAAGACCCAGGCUCUGGAUAUGAAGAGACACUGCCUGCAUAUCAUUGUUCACCAGUUCACCAAGGUUGGUUGGAUGUUUUCUUGGGUUCUGGGCAUCUGCUGUCCCCUUUCACUGCCAUGGUUGAAAACAGCUUAAGGUAGUCCUCCAUUUCAUUCUUGUUCCUCCCUUUGGACUGUGUGCUAUGCUUUUAUAACUUGUCUUUAACACUGAUAAAUAUAUAGUCACUAACAUGAUUUUUACAUGUUUGUGGUUGUGUUUUCCAUUUCUUCAGUGCCUCUUUACCUUUUAUUUGUUGUCUUCUUAAAUACUGACUGUUCUAUGUACCUUGUUUCCAUGUGUUUCAUUUAGCCCUAUAUCAUAAAAGUUACUUUCUGGUAAUGAAUGUAAAUAGAACUCUCAGUUUUCUAUUCCAGGGAAAAGAUCUUCUGCAACUUUGCAAAAUGCUAUUUUCGUGGAAUUGCAAUAUACUUUUGUGUUGGUCAAGAUUAAAAAAAAAAAAAUCUCUGAAACUAUUCUGAUAAUCUAAGGAGACUUUAGAUAUGUGUUUCACAAGCAGGAGCUCUGCCACCCACCCCCAGACACACAGCAUGACAACCUGCUCUUGAAAUGCAGGGAAUGUGAUAUGUCAUAGAAAGGUCACCUGCUCAAAGGAACGAAUCCUCAAAAUUCCAUAUUGCUACCUCUAGCCCCUUUCAAGAGCCCAAUAAGGAUGAAGAAGUGCAUAACAUUUAACAGCAGUGGAGCUGAUUUGAAGUACCUUUGCAGUGUUUAAUCCAAACAUGCCUUUUCUUUCUCAGGGUUUUUUUUUGUGGGGGAAGAAUCUACAAGGCUGUAGUAGAAGCUGUUGUGCAUUGGGCUGAUGGGCUAGUGUCUGUGAUGUCACUAAGAAACUGCCUGUCCAACCGCAGACCAAUUAUAUAUAUAUUUAAAAGCCUGUCUUCUAACUUUAAAUUAAAAAUUAUUGGAUAAACAUUGUUGGUCCACACCUGUCAUCUCCGUUGCAAAGCCAGCAAGAACCCAAGCUUCCACUGUGGCUCAGACUAUCCUUGUAUUAUUAUUAUUAUUAUUAUUAUUAUUAUUAUUAUUAUUAUUAUUUAAAGAAAUCUAGCUCUUUGUAGGUUGGCCAUUUUCUUUGAAUUAUUUACAUUUUUACAGUGUUUUGAAAUAUUUAUAAAACCUCCUUCUAUUGACUUCUGAAAAAUAUCAUAAAAUGAGUUCCAGAAACACCCUCUGCUUAGUUGCAGAAAGAUAAAAACUAGAAGAGACUAAGGGAGAUGCUUUUUUUGGGGGGGGGGGGGAGGUUCCAUCUUCACCAAACCUGCUUGCUUAACAAGUAAAAAGUGUUUCAUUAUGUUGGAAUUCUGUUUUCUGAACAGAUCAGUUUUAUUAAGCUAAAGAAAGGUUGGUUUUUUAAGAAUAAAGCUUUAUGCCUCAUUACAAAAUCUUGUUCAGAGUAUAGUAAGUGUUAAAUCGUGUGCCCCCGGAGUUUUAUGUUCUGUUAUUUCUUUGUGUUGGAGACCUAACUGUCCAGGACAAUGCAGUACCUUUUUUCCUCCUUGAUAAAUGGCAGAUUUCCACCAAUGUUAACAGCACUACUCUCUUUUAUCCCUUGAUAAUGCUAUUGUCCCCUUUUUGGGGACCUUUAAAGUCAAAUACAUAUGCUGAGCGUAUAAUAGAUUCCUGAAAUAGAAUUUUUAUAUAUGAAUAAGCCAAUGUAUUGUAAUCUUAGUGAAAAGCCUUUUCCACCCUUGAUGCAGAAAUUGGUGGACGAAACUAGCAAUAUUUAAUGGUCAAGAGGGUAUUAUGAGUUUCUUGUGAUUUCAGUGGCGGGGUUUUUUUUGGGUAAAGCUUUUUAUUAUAAUGUAUAGAAAACACAGUAUAAUUAUAACAACAGAAGAACAUUAAAAGUUGAAAAACAAAGCUAUAAAAUAAGCAAGUAGAAUGAGUAGUUGCAUGUGAGUUAAAAUAACAAAGUCCAAGUAAAGACACUUGUGAUUUCAGUUUGAGAUGCAGAAUGUGUUAUUACUUGACACAUACCCACACUCUUUUAUUAUGAAUAUUAGGUAUUGACACAUAAUAAAAAUGCAACAUGUUUUUGAUGCUGUUUGCUUGCUUGCUUGCUUGCUUACUUUAGAAGUGAGAUUGUACUGUCUACUAGGAAAAGUAUGGCUGUUGCUCAGAAUUUAAAAGGAGUCAAUUAAAAGCAAGUCUGUUGCAAGUGCUGUGGCCUUUUGAAACUCUGGUUGCAAAUGACACCAGUGUGAGGACUUUUUAAAGUAGGGAAAAGAAUACAAAGUUUCAAAAUACAAGGGUGCACACUUUCUUCUUUAAAAACAAAAAACAAAACCCUACAGAAUCUUUUAUGUUGGUUCCAAUAUUUAAUUUUGAGAUGUUUGGAAACCUAAUCCCUGACUAUGUAAAUAUGCUGGUACACAAUGCUUAGUGGUCUUGUGUGUAUGUUUUUGAACAAAUUAAGUGCUGUAUUAUAUUAAAAUGCUAUAAACUAAAAAUAAAAAUGUACCUGUACAAACAGGAUACAAUGAGGCUGAAAGAAGGCAUUACAAAACUUGUCCAUAUGCCCUUGACGUUCAUCAGCUCCAGCACAGCUGUGUGAGCUAGGGAUGAUUAGAGUUGUAGUCCAAAACAUUUGUAGGGCAUCAGAUGGGCAUGGGCUGUGGUGCCUACAAAAUAAACAAAUAUCAUUUUUAUUAUUCUAUGUGUUUCAAACAUUGUUGUGUUACAGUGAAAACUAAUUCCCUCCCCCUCUUUUUUUUCCUCUUGAAGGUUUCGAAAUUGCCAAACCUUCGGUCCCUCGGUCAGCCUCUCUUACUUGACAUCAUAGAAUCAUUAGCAAAUCACAUAUCAGACAAGCAAUGUGCUGAACUUGGCUCAGAUAUCUAAUAUUUCCCGUAUUCUUCAUAUUGCACUUUUUCUUCAAGAGAUGGCACUUUUCCUACCUGUACCACCAGUCUCUGUCUAACCUUUGUUACCAUUCCACGUUGAUCUGGUGAAGAACGUCCUCAAAGCAUGAAAACCUUUGAAUGUGUGAAAGGUAAAUUUGAACCUGAACCUGACCACAGGGAUGCAAAGAGAAGAUGAUACGACAGUUCUCAGGCAUGUUGGCACUACUAAGAAACAAGCCUGAUACAAAUAUUUACUUAACUUUAUUACUGAUAAUGCCUCUUUGAUUCUUUGUCCUUGAGAGCAUCACAUUUGAACCACGACAAGAUGGUUUUAUCGAAACACAGAAGUUGCUUCCUUUUCCCAUCAGUACACUUCUGAUGCCUGGCACAUUUAAUCAGGUGGACUGAGAUAUAGAAGCUGAAGGAAAAAUGAUUCAGUGCCUGAUGGUUUCAGGUAAUUAUGAAUGCAGUGGAGCAGCCAAAACUGUGUUCUGCUUCUCCGUCAGUGUAACAAGUCACUACAUGGAGCAUCUGUUGACAAGGUGCAUCUAGCAUAUAUUUGUUAAGUCGUAGAUGUUUUUCCUUUCCCAGCAUCUAAGCAGAUGUCACCAAAGGCUCUUUUCAAAACAAUGUUAUACCUUUCAUUGUGUCAGUUUGUAGUUUAAAGGUUGAAUAUACUUUCUGAAGAGCGGCAAAAAAAUGUAAAUGUAUAUUGGAAUGUGGUGUACUCUCGAAAGCCUUUGACGCAAUCUUUUAAUUAGGGAACAUUAAUGCCUGAUAUUUUGCACACUUAAGUUCUCAGUAUACCUUGAAACAUUCACAUAGAAAUUGAUCAAAUAAAAGUUGUCUCCUUGUUUGUCUGCAUUUUUUUUUUUAAAUAUGUGUUUUCAUUAGCAACCUCAACAUUCCCCCGCCCACAAAGGGAGUAUAGCUGAAUUGCUGGCUUGCUUUCCUUUUGCUUGCUUCUCUACUCUCACUGUACUGCUUUUGGAAACAAAAAUGUAUCUGAAUAAAGCAGACCUUUCAAUU
Podarcis lilfordi (Lilford's wall lizard) is the source of this 25939-nucleotide messenger RNA. Lineage: Eukaryota; Metazoa; Chordata; Lepidosauria; Squamata; Lacertidae. The record is from the annotation of a GenBank genome assembly.